GGCUGCAUCUCUGACCAGGGCAGCUGACGCGUCUGCAGCCAUGUCGGGCCGCUCGGUACCACAUGCCCACCCGGCCACCGCCGAGUACGAAUUUGCCAACCCGAGCCGCCUGGGCGAGCAGCGCUUCGGAGAAGGUCUCCUUCCAGAAGAGAUCCUGACCCCCACCCUCUACCACGGCUACUAUGUCCGGCCACGGGCAGCCCGAGCUGGGGAGGGCAGCAGGGCAGGGGCUUCAGAGCUUAGGCUCAGUGAGGGCAAAUUCCAGGCAUUUCUGGACGUGAGCCACUUUACCCCAGAUGAGGUGACGGUGAGGACUGUGGACAACCUUCUGGAGGUGUCUGCCAGGCACCCCCAGCGCCUGGACCGCCACGGCUUCGUGUCCCGAGAGUUUUGCCGCACCUAUGUCCUGCCUGCCGAUGUUGACCCCUGGCGAGUCCGAGCUGCUCUCUCCCAUGAUGGCAUCCUUAACUUGGAGGCCCCUCGGGGUGGGCGACAUUUGGACACAGAAAUUAAUGAGGUCUAUAUCUCCCUGCUCCCAGCACCUCCUGAUCCAGUUGAAGAAGAGACGACCAGAGUUGACCUCUGAUUGCCACACACCCACCAUGCAGACAAUCCCUUUCUACUUCUUAAGGUGUGGUUUGAGCAGCUACCACCACCCCAGAGGUAGCAGCAUUCUUGGAAGAAGGGGAAAGCUCAUGGUACUCUUGUGUUGUUUGGUCCCUGGGGACAUUUCCUAUCUUUUGAUUUAAUUCUGGGUAGAGUGGAAUAAACCCAAUGCUAGGGC
Messenger RNA from Chrysochloris asiatica (Cape golden mole), 784 nucleotides. RefSeq names its product heat shock 27kDa protein 2 (gene HSPB2). Gene Ontology annotation, molecular function: protein folding chaperone; structural constituent of eye lens. Gene Ontology annotation, biological process: protein refolding; response to heat. Bases 41 to 586 code for a protein of 181 amino acids. NCBI's taxonomy places the organism in Eukaryota, Metazoa, Chordata, Mammalia, Afrosoricida, Chrysochloridae. The record is from RefSeq and is a predicted model, not a curated record. The transcript is spliced from 2 exons.